GGAUCACCCAGGACAUCUACGCCAUUUGGUACAGCGCAUGGCAGAGAGAAAAGAGUGUCUAAUGAUGUGGAAAACUAUUACAGACCUUCAAUGCUUGAGGACCCAUGGGCUGGCCUAGAGCCAGUUUCUGUUACAGACAUAAAACAACAGUACAGCAGUGAACAAACAACAUACACUGGUAAAAAAGGGAGGUAUUUCAGCUAACACUUUUAAAGGUCAAAUAACUCCAUCUUGUCGAAAACUGCGACAAAAUCUUUACAUUUACACAAGAUAAACAGUAAUCAAAACCAUAGAUAAUAGUUUUAUUUGAUCACAUGUCCACCCUUUUAUCCUACUUUAUUGCAUUGGAUAUUUUUAUUGUAUGGGACAGAAAAGAGUGGUAGGAAAACUUACAUUUCUGGCUAUGUGGAAGUGUUUACUAGCUUUGAAGAACAGUGUUCUUUAAUCACCAGCAACUGAUUUGUGACUGUUAAAACAGGUUUUUGUAUAUUUACUUCUUCCAUGCCAGACUGUUAGCCUUUUAUUGUAAACUCCUCUAGGAGAUGGUAUUUUUUUGUUUCAGCAUUUUUAGAAUGAAGUAACUUGGAAAUAAAAUAAAGAUUUGUAAA
Mesitornis unicolor (brown roatelo) is the source of this 608-nucleotide messenger RNA. RefSeq names its product M-phase specific PLK1 interacting protein (gene MPLKIP). The annotation marks the transcript as partial. Lineage: Eukaryota; Metazoa; Chordata; Aves; Mesitornithiformes; Mesitornithidae. Gene Ontology annotation, cellular component: centrosome; nucleus; midbody. The transcript has a single exon. The record is from RefSeq and is a predicted model, not a curated record.